Molecule: messenger RNA, 573 nt
Organism: Lathyrus sativus (Indian pea)
Lineage: Eukaryota; Viridiplantae; Streptophyta; Magnoliopsida; Fabales; Fabaceae
Source: the annotation of a GenBank genome assembly
AUGGUGCUGGUAUUGGCCCUGGGGGAUAUGCACAUACCCCACAGGGCGCCUGAUAUUCCUGCGAAGUUUAAGUCAAUGCUUGUGCCUGGGAAGAUCCAGCACAUCAUUUGUACUGGAAACUUGUGUAUUAAAGAAGUCCAUGACUACCUAAAGACUCUUUGUCCCGACUUGCAUAUAACUCGUGGUGAGUAUGAUGAAGAUUCAAGAUAUCCGGAGACCAAAACACUAACCAUUGGCCAAUUUAAGUUGGGGCUAUGCCAUGGUCAUCAGGUUAUUCCAUGGGGAGACCUAGACUCACUGGCCAUGUUACAGAGACAGCUUGAUGUAGACAUCCUUGUCACAGGUCACACCCAUCAGUUUACCGCUUACAAACACGAGGGCGGCGUGGUUAUAAAUCCAGGUUCUGCAUCUGGUGCCUACAGCAGCAUCACCUAUGAUGUGAACCCGAGUUUUGUGCUAAUGGACAUUGACGCUCUGCGUGUCGUGGUCUAUGUAUAUGAACUUAUUGAUGGAGAGGUCAAGGUUGACAAAAUUGACUUUAAGAAAACAUCCGCAAGCGUCCCUGCUCUUUGA